Danaus chrysippus (African queen) is the source of this 249-nucleotide messenger RNA. Lineage: Eukaryota; Metazoa; Arthropoda; Insecta; Lepidoptera; Nymphalidae. The record is from the annotation of a GenBank genome assembly.
AUGCAGUCAAUAAAGCAGGUAGCAGUGUUUUGUGCCUCUAUGGCAGAGGGCAAGGUGAGAUCACCGCUGGAAGCUGCUUCGGACGCGCCUCUAGCCCCGAUUGGCCCAGCCCUAGGAAACAACAACAACAGUCAACAUGCUACUACUAGAUCCGAUACACAAUUGUGUUGGCACAAUAACUAUGUAGAUUUAUACAAAAUCACAAUCCCAAACCCCCGAGAACACGGCUUCGACGGCUGGAUGGAAUGA